AGCUCAGGAAAAGUGGCACUUGAGUUCACAACAAGCACAGGCAGCAAGCAGCACAUCAGAGAGAGAUCGAGGAGCAGCCUACCGACAUGCUUCACACAGAGCGAGCAGGAUGAUUUUCUAUCACGAAUAUGGAUUUAUUGCGAUCUACUAGGUUUCAUUCACUUGCUUGCGCMUUGGUCAUCUAUGGUGCACUAACCAUAGGGAUAGAUGGUGCAUCCCCUUUGAAAGCGAGGUCGGCGGCCCCGUUAACGGACCAGUGUUUCCCCAACCCCUGCUACAACCGGGCUAUCUGCCGUAGCCGUGGUGACGGUUACUCUUGUUUCUGCGUCCCGGGGUUCCAGGGUGAGCGCUGCCAGAUCGAGGUGAACGAGUGUGUGUCGCAGCCCUGCAGGAACCGAGCCACCUGCGUAGACAGGGUGGGCAGGUACGCCUGCCUCUGCAGCCCGGGGUUCACAGGUGCCACCUGUGAGGUCCAGAUUAACGAGUGUCAAUCACAGCCCUGCCUCAACGGCGGGAGUUGUCAUGACUACGUCAACGGCUUCUCAUGCACCUGCAUGCCCGGUUUCCAGGGCGACCGCUGUGAAAUCGACGUUGACGAAUGCCAACACCAGCCAUGCCAAAACGGGGCCCUGUGUAUUGAUAGGUUGAAUGGGUACAGCUGCGACUGCUCUCAGACCACCUUCACUGGGCGACACUGUGAAACUGCUGCUCCUCCAUGCACGUCCCAGCCCUGCCUCAACAGCGCCAUCUGUGUGGAGGACAAGGGGAACUACACCUGUGACUGCUGGCCAGGGUUCAAGGGUCGUCAGUGUGAGGUGGAUGUGAGUGAGUGCAGCAGCAACCCCUGUCUGUACAGGGGACGCUGUAUAGAGCUGUCCUGGCAGAGCCUGUAUGGUUCAGAGUCUCUGCUUCCAGACCACUACGACCCACAGCAAGCUGCAGGCUUCAUAUGCAGCUGCCCACCAGGAACCACAGGUACUCUUUGUGAGGAGGUAGUGGACGCGUGCGACCCCAGCCCUUGUGAGAACGGGGGUCAGUGUGAGAGCCUUGUGGGGAGCUAUGUGUGCCACUGCUCUCUGCAGAACCACGAUGAGUUCCUGUACGGGGGACAGAACUGCAGCGAGGCUAUGGUGGGCUGUGAGGGCCACGAGUGUCAGAACCAGGGCUCGUGUUCUCCCUUCCUGAGCGACGGUCAUCAUGGCUACUCCUGCCUCUGCCCCCCGGGCCUCACCGGGCCUCUUUGCCAGACCCCCACAGCCUUCUCCUUCGAGCGGAAAGGCUAUUUGCUGUUGCAGAGCCCACUGGUGGCCGCGGAGGCCUCAUGCAACAUCACCCUGAGCUUCCGGACAGUGCUGCCCAGGGCCGUGCUCUUCCAGCGGGGCAGUGGAGGGCUGGUCCUGGGUCUGGAGCUACUGGGGGGCCAGCUGACACUCAGCCUGAGGAGGGAGGCCUUGGCUGGGGGUGGGGAAGAGGGAGAGGCCCUGCAGCUUAGGCAGACCCUGGAGCUCCCCCUUAACGUGACUGAUGGGGAGUGGCACUCUGUGAAAGCCGUGCUGGAGGACGGCCUGCUCAGCCUCAGGCUCCUGGAUGGUGGGGUCUGUCAGGAGCAGGACUGUGAGAGCGAAGCCCGGGUCGAUGGCACCCUGGCUGGGGUGGACUUUCCAGAGUCUCCCCUCCAGAACACUUUCAUCGGCGGGGUGGUGGAGGCAGGCGCCGCCCUGGUCCCAGUCCCGGCUUUCAUUGGCUGUCUGCGGGACGUGUUUGUGGACUCCCAGCUGGUGGUUCCGGAGGAGUGGCUGAGCGACUCGGCAGUGAACGUGACUGCAGGCUGCAGCCACAGGGACCGAUGCCAGGACAGCCCCUGUGAGAACAGAGGACAGUGCAUCAACCUGUGGCAGAGCUACCAGUGCCGGUGCCCCCGGCCAUACGAAGGUCACGACUGUGCUGAGGAGUACGUGGCGGCCCGCUUCGGCAACAAGGACUCUCAGAGCUAUGCCGUCUUCACCAUCACAGACAACCCAGGAAGUGACAUCACUGUCUCCCUUUUCCUGCGCACACGUCGCCACGCUGGCCUCUUAUUGGUGCUCGUCAACAGCACCAGCCAAUACCUGCGCCUGUGGCUGGACAAGGGACGGGUCAGAGUUCAGCUCCAUAACUUUGAGACCUUGACCAGUGAGAGUGUGGUUAACGACGGGGACAUCCACUUUGUGAGCGUGGUGGUGGACCGUGAGCAUAUGGUCCUGUAUGUAGCCAACCAGAAGCAGGGCUCGGUGGAGGUCAGGACGGUGGACAGUCAAAUGGGAGAUGUCGUGUAUGUUGGGGGUCUGGCGGAGCAGAAGGCGUCAGCAGCGUUCGGGGGCUACUUUAAAGGCUGUAUACAGGACCUGAGGAUCAACGGAGAGAGACUGCAAUUCUUCAGGCUGGACACCCCGGUGACGUCAUAUCCUGUCGAGCUCAUGGCUAACGUCAUAGCGGGCUGCACUGGGGAUGAUUCCUGUAGUAGGAACCCGUGUCAGAACGGAGGGAUGUGCUACUCCAUGUGGGACGACUUCACUUGCACCUGCCCCCCCAACACUGCAGGGCGGCGCUGUGAGGAGGUCAAGUGGUGUGAGCUGUCUCCCUGCCCCGCACGGGCAGAGUGUCACAUCCUCAGCCAGGGAUACGAGUGCUUUUCAAACGCCACUUUCCUUGACGACAGCAGUGUGCUGUCUUACCGCGGUAACGGCCGUAUCCAACGCAGCCUGGCCAGCAUCUCCCUCAGCAUGCGCACCCGUAAACGCCACGCCGCCAUCUUGCACGCUGAGAGUGGGCCGGAGUUUGUGACGGUGUCUGUGCAGGAUGGCCUUCUCUUCCUUGAGCUCCAGAGCGGGGUGUGGGAGGGCUCCUCCACAGUGUCCCUCAGCAGCCGGAGGAGGGUCAGCGACGGGGAGUGGCACAGCGUCCACCUCUUCAUGGUCACCCCCUGGGCAGAGGCAUCCCGCUGGACCAUGGUGCUGGAUGAGGAGGCGGAGGAGGCAGGGACCUCCAGCAGCGAAGGAGGCAACCUGGACUUCCUCAGGGAGGAGGUGGACAUCCUGCUGGGGGGGCUGGGGCCCGAGGCUGGCUGGAGCCUAGUGGGGUGCCUGGGCACCGUGGAGGUGGGGGGCAUCGCCCUGCCUUACUAUAGCCCUUCAGAGGUCAACCUUCCCCGGACUCAGGAGGAGCAGUUCCUGCGGACAUCCCCCAGCCCGCCCAGGGGCGGGUGCAGUGGAGGCCCGGUGUGCCAGCCCAGCCCGUGUGUGAACAGAGGCAGCUGCCAGGACCUCUGGAACCUGUUCAACUGUAGCUGUGACGAGGGCUGGGCCGGACGCCGUUGUGAGCUCAACACAGACACCUGCGCCUCCAACCCCUGUAUCCAUGGCAACUGUAGCGUUCAGGGGCUGGCAUACAAGUGUUCCUGUGAGUUUGGCUACACUGGUAUGAACUGUGAGGAGGAGGUGGAUGUGUGUGAGAACCAUCUAUGUGCUCAUGGAGGGACGUGUCUACAUGGAGUGAACAAGUAUGCCUGUCUGUGUGCUGAGAACUACACCGGACCUUACUGCAAUGAUCGUGUUGAGGAAAUUCCAUGGUACAUGUAGUCAACAG
This is a messenger RNA of Salvelinus sp. IW2-2015, 3624 nucleotides long. RefSeq names its product crumbs cell polarity complex component 1 (gene crb1). Gene Ontology annotation, biological process: Notch signaling pathway; axon guidance. NCBI's taxonomy places the organism in Eukaryota, Metazoa, Chordata, Actinopteri, Salmoniformes, Salmonidae. The record is from RefSeq and is a predicted model, not a curated record. Gene Ontology annotation, molecular function: calcium ion binding. Gene Ontology annotation, cellular component: plasma membrane; signaling receptor complex; cell surface.